This is a messenger RNA of Chenopodium quinoa (quinoa), 1148 nucleotides long. RefSeq lists its product as uncharacterized. The record is from RefSeq and is a predicted model, not a curated record. Bases 414 to 941 code for a protein of 175 amino acids. Lineage: Eukaryota; Viridiplantae; Streptophyta; Magnoliopsida; Caryophyllales; Amaranthaceae. The transcript has a single exon.
CUCGUAUUUCCUAUAGAGUACGGAGUAGUAUUUAAUUUAUGUAUUAAAAUUUAAAAUCCAAAAAAGAGUAAUGCUAAAAAAUCUCUACUACAGUACAUACGACUUUUACUGCUAAACAAAUUUCGAUUACAUACACCCUGGCGUCAACUUAUUUCCAGCUUGUCACUAUUUCCUCACCCCACCCCACCCCACCCCACCCCUCCUUCCUCCUCACGUCUACUCUUCUUUUCUCUCUCCUCCAUUCCUUCCUCUAUAUAUACCCCCCUUUCUCAUCUUUCCCUCAUUACCAUUCAUUUCCCAACUCAAAAAAAAAAAAAACAACAUUUACAAACCUUUGAACAUUUUAUUGUACUACUACAAUUACAACAACUAAAAGAGAGAAUUCAUUGUGAUAACAAUCUUAUUAUACAAUUAUGGGUAUAUGUUCGUCUUGUGAAUCGACCUCGGUCGCAACAGCAAAGCUUAUACUAGAAGAUGGAAGACUAGAAGAAUUCUCCUACCCUGUUAGAGCUUCAUAUCUUCUUUCCAAGGAUCCCAAUGUGUUCAUUUGUAAUUCCGAUGAGAUGGAUUUUGAUGGAUUUGUUUCCGCUGUUCGGGCUGAAGACGAGCUUCAGCCCGGACAGCUUUACUUUGCGCUACCAUUGGCUAAACUUAGCCGUCCCCUUCACGCGGAGGAUAUGGCGGCGCUCGCUGUUAAAGCGAACGCCGCUCUUUUGAAGAGCCGCGCUGCGGGGAAGUGCGGCUGUCGGAAGAAGGGUGGGUUUUUCGGGGGUGGGGAGAAAGAAGAGAGAUCUUCUGCCAAAGUAGCGGACAUAGGGUCCGCUGCUGGCAGAAGAAUGAAAAAUAUUGGGAACCGGAAUCGGAACCGGAGUAAUGGGAUUAAUGGGAUUAAUGGAAGGAGAAUGAUUUCUGUGGGUAAUUUAAGCGCGAUUCCUGAAUAAAUUGGAAUGCAAAUCAAAAUUGGGAAUGAGAAUUUUAGAUUAGAUUUGUGUAAAUAGGUUGAUUAAUUGUAAAAUUAUUAGAUGAUUAGUGGUUCAAUUUACCAAUUUUGAUCAUGGAUGGUUUAGAUUAGCCCACAAUUUUGUUCGUUAUUGGAUUAAUUUAAGUGAAAUUACUCAAGUACUCAACUAUUUGAUUAUUUUGUCGUA